AACAGCAGAAGAAAGCCAGUUUUCAUUCUGUAUAGUUCAGUGAGAUCAGUGAGGAUCAUCGGACUCAUGGAUAUGAGACAGGAGCCCCCCACAGUCUCCUCCGCCUCUCAACUCCACCCUGGAGCGGCAGCAGUAGCAGCGGCGGCCGCUGCAGGCGUCUCCAUCCCGGUGUCCAUGGCCAGCAGCCUCCUCCGCGGCCCUCCGCUCAUCCUGCGCGCCGCGGACAAAUACCCGCGCACACCGAAGUGCGCCCGCUGCAGGAACCACGGCGUGGUGUCCGCGCUCAAGGGCCACAAGCGGUACUGCCGCUGGAAGGACUGCAUGUGCGCCAAGUGCACGCUGAUCGCAGAGAGGCAGCGGGUGAUGGCGGCUCAGGUGGCGCUCCGGAGGCAGCAGGCGCAGGAGGAGAACGAGGCCAGAGAGCUGCAGCUGCUCUACGGCACAGCGGAGGGGCUGGCUCUGGCAGCCGCCAACGGCAUCAUCCCACCGAGGCCCAACUACGAGGUGUAUACCGCAGUCAACAGCGAGAGCAACUCAGAGUCCAGCAUCCAGAAGUACGAGCUGUUCUCAAAGAGCCAGCUGUCCGGCUCCUCCUCCUCACACCAGGCUGCUGGGGGCAAACCACCACAGUCCACCGGAGAGAGCGACUCUGCCCCGGGCAUCUCGUCUCCAGACGGCCGCCACGGAGGCUCCGGCUCCGAGAACGGAGACAGCGAGUCCUUCAUAAGCUCUCCGGUGUCCAAACCCUUAAAAGACGGAGGAGAGACUCCUAACUCCGUCAUCAGCUCCCUCGGCUCCGACUCCGGCUCCGAGACCGACAAGGACGAGCACGAUCCGUCUCCGUCUCCGUCCUCCGCGGCCUCCUCCAGACACAUGAACGCCAUCGACAUCCUCACCCGGGUGUUCCCGAGCCACAAGAGGAGCGUCCUGGAGCUGGUGCUGCAGGGCUGCGGUAAAGACGUGGUUCAAGCCAUCGAGCAGAUCCUCAACAACAGCAACAACAGCGGUGCUCAGAGCUCCAACAAGGCCGGAGCAGAGGAGACUUGGACGGCAGAGAGAGUCCUCCAACAGCCUCCACCUCCGUCCUCCGCGUCCACAACGACGAGGCCCAUGUUGCCAGGCGCCAUGUCGCUUAGCAACCGCUCUGCGUUCUCUCCGCUCCAGCCCAACUCACCGCACUUCGGAGCCGACCCGAGCACCUAUCCUCUGGGCACACACCUGGGGCUCAACCCGCUGCGGCUGGCCUACUCCGCGCACAGCCGAGGACUGGCGUUCAUGACGCCGUACAGCACCGCGGGGCUGAUGCCCACCCUGGGCUUCAGACCACCGAUGGACUACGCCUUUAGUGACCUGAUAAGAGACAGGACGAUGUUACACAAGGAGCAGGGCGGCUACGCCAGCGGCCUGUACGGGCCUCUGGUCAACAACACGCCGGAGAAACCGUGACGCGGCUGCGUGGCUCAGAGAGUAGAGAUCGGAAGGUCGAUGGUUCGAUCCCCGGCUGCUCAGGGUCACAUGUUGAUGUGUCCUUGAGCAAGACACUUAACCCUCCUGUUGUCUUCCCGGGUCAAAAUGUACCCAACCCGGUUUGACUGUUUAUAAAUCAUACAGUAUAAAUUAUCACCAAAUUCUGUGUUACAUCUUUUUGGCCGACUUCACUCCAACUCAUUGCCACAAGUUUUACACUUUUUUUUGGGGAGAAUUUAAGGUUAAUAAACCUAAUUUUAGUGAAAUUCUUCCUAAUUUUUUAUUUAAAAAAAGCAGAAAUUAUGAAUUAUUUUCACUAUAGUUAUCGGAAGAACAUAAUGUUGAUGGAUUAUCACACACGGGUAGAUGUAACAGUUUAGUUAGACUAUUGUUUUGAAACCAUUUAAAUGUUUUUUUUUAAUGGCAGCACAAUGACCCCUGUGGUCCUCAAAAAUUGACCCGGGUAGGACCACAGAUGCUAUAAAUUAGAGUAAAACUCAGUUUUAUAAAAAUUAGAUGAAAGAAAUCCUUUUAUGACAUAGUGAAUUUUGUUAACGGGUCAGAUUUGACCGAGGACAACAGGAAGGUUAACCCAAAAUUGCUCCCAUAGCCAUCGGUGUGUGAAUGAGUAUUUAGAUUAGAUCCUGAAGGUGCAAACUUGGCAUGCAGUUCCCCCUCAGCUCUACAGAGCGUUUUAGCCUCUUUCAGCUUGUUUCUGUUUUACGACCUACAACUUUACUGUUUUGGCAACACUUAAAGUUAAACUUUUUAUUACAUUCACCACAUACAUAUAGGUACAUACAUGUAACAUGACCUCUGUAUUUAACCCAUCCUAAGCAUUUUAGGAGCAGUGGGCUGCUGUGAAGCGCCCGGGAGGCAACUUGGGGUUCAGUGUCUCGCUAAAGGACACUUUGACGUGCCAUCAGUUUAUGAAUGUGUGUGCGAAUGGGUGAAUACUGACAUGUAGUGUAAAGCGCUUUGAGUGGUCGGAAGACUAGAAAAGCGCUUUUUAAAUGCCAUUUACCAUUUCUCUUCAUAAUGUAACGGUCAAUUAAACUGGUUUUCAAGCGAUAAUGAUGUUAGGGGUAAAACAGAGGGAAUAUUUAAUGUUUAGGGUCCUACUGAAGUGAAGAGACGCAUGAGAACUGUUACUCCUCUUUAAAGCUGCACUAAUCAAUAUUUUCUAAUUAAAGGGACUGUUUGUAACUUUCAGAAACGCUUGUUAACAGCGACACCUGUGGCCGUUAAGUCAACAAAAGUCAGCAUCGGGUUC
Messenger RNA from Sebastes umbrosus (honeycomb rockfish), 2740 nucleotides. It is a transcript of the gene dmrta2, whose product is annotated as DMRT-like family A2. The record is from RefSeq and is a predicted model, not a curated record. Gene Ontology annotation, molecular function: protein binding; DNA-binding transcription factor activity, RNA polymerase II-specific; RNA polymerase II cis-regulatory region sequence-specific DNA binding. Gene Ontology annotation, cellular component: nucleus. The coding region runs from base 67 to 1446 and encodes 459 amino acids. Gene Ontology annotation, biological process: germ cell development; regulation of transcription by RNA polymerase II; sex differentiation. The transcript has 2 exons. NCBI's taxonomy places the organism in Eukaryota, Metazoa, Chordata, Actinopteri, Perciformes, Sebastidae.